Molecule: messenger RNA, 978 nt
Organism: Notothenia coriiceps (black rockcod)
Lineage: Eukaryota; Metazoa; Chordata; Actinopteri; Perciformes; Nototheniidae
Gene: tmc5
Product: transmembrane channel like 5
Exons: 8
Cellular component (GO): plasma membrane
Molecular function (GO): mechanosensitive monoatomic ion channel activity
Source: RefSeq, a predicted model, not a curated record
GAGUCCAUGUCAGAGAAGGCCCAGAGGGAGCGCCUUACCCUCUCUGAAAGUCUGAAGCACUUUGGGGUUUAUCUGGGUGCCUGGCUGCUCUCCACUAGCCUGGCUGUCGGCACUGGAGCUAGCAUCUAUUAUCUCUGCCAAUUCGAACAGCAGCGGGCAACAGAUUCUGCCAACUGGUCUCUGCUGCAGGAGGCAGAAACUCUGCUGGUUCCCUUUGUGGUGUCUCUGAUGAACCUGGUCGUCCCGCUCUUCUACUCCCUCUUCAACAAGUUUGAGCACUACUCCAGCCAGCGCAAACAGAUCUACGCACUGGUAGUCAGAAAUGUGUUACUCAAGAUGUCCAUUCUGGCUGUCUUGUGUUAUAACUGGAUGAAUGUGGUGGCUGUAAAGUUUUCGUGUUGGGAGUCCAUGGUAGGACAGGCUUUGUACCGACUGGUCAUUGUUGAUUUCCUUUUUCUAAUGUUGGGAUCCUUCUUUGGAGAGUUUCUUAGCAAUGUGAUUGGGACCAGAUUACUCCCACGUCUGGGGGUUCCAGAGUUUGACGUAGCCAGAAAUGUCCUUGAACUGAUCUACGCACAGACUCUGGCCUGGAUUGGUAUUUACUUUUCUCCUCUGCUGCCUGCCAUCCAGAUCCUCAAAUUUUUCAUUUUGUUUUACUUAAAGAAGGUCAGCCUGACCCAGAACUGCCAGCCUCCGAGGCGGUCAGGCAGAGCCGCUCAGAUGCAAACCAUCUUCAUCGCCCUGCUCUUCUUCCCUUUCUUCGUGGGAGCUGUCUCUAUGGUUGCGUUCACCGCCUGGAGUCUGACCCCCUCAGAGCAUUGUGGUCCUUUCCGGGGACUCAACAGCACCUUCAAUGUGGUCGAAGUUUGGAUGGUAUAUCUGGAGGAGACCUCUAGUUCUCAAUGGGUGGUUUGGAUCUACCAAAAUGUCAUCAGGAGUGAAAUCUUCUACUUUCUUAUCUCACUCAUCAUCAUGUAA